Oncorhynchus gorbuscha (pink salmon) is the source of this 3961-nucleotide messenger RNA. It is a transcript of the gene whrna, whose product is annotated as whirlin a. The transcript has 12 exons. Gene Ontology annotation, biological process: sensory perception of sound; auditory receptor cell stereocilium organization. Lineage: Eukaryota; Metazoa; Chordata; Actinopteri; Salmoniformes; Salmonidae. Bases 923 to 3781 code for a protein of 952 amino acids. The record is from RefSeq and is a predicted model, not a curated record. Gene Ontology annotation, cellular component: plasma membrane; cilium; stereocilium tip. Gene Ontology annotation, molecular function: protein binding.
GCUCGCGGAGACGCAUCUGCAGUCUAGGUCAACGCAAGGCAGGAUCACGUAUAAAGGGAUAUAAACAAAAAACUACCAGGAUUUUUUAAAACUCUGGAUUACUUGAAAAUGGCUGAAUUGUCUAUGCGUUAUUUGUAACACUUUUAAAGCUCAGGCUGGAUUGGAUAUAUUUGGAUAGAAAACUCCACAAUAUGAACUUCGGUCGCCGAUAAAGGAACCAAGCAAAAUAACUACUUCUAUCAAGAACAUCGCGCGUAUUAUUUCCGAAUCUUCCGCAUACAUAAUGGUAGGCUUAAGUUUACCACUUGAUAUUCAUAAGUAGUAGACAUUUUUUAUUUUGUUGCGCUCAAGCUUUUCUCCGGUGCCUGUUGACGAGGUGAUAUCUGUGGAUACUGGAGAAGCAGCUGGCGGGCUACCUGAUCUCUUCACGCACAAAAGCAAGACACGAGCUAAUGACACUCAAGCUUGUCGUGCUCCCCAUUACGCUUUCUGACAGAGUUGUGAGUUUUCUGACCACGGUUCCGAAAUGUUUCUUCUGUGUGCGUUAGUCUAUUUCAGGUGCCUUUUUUGACGCAUGAUUAGCCUAACUUAUUACGCAUUAGGCCUACUGAAGUUCUGAUGUUAGGCUGUUAUUAAACUGCAAAGCUGUUGAAUAUGUCCUAUAGUUUGUGUUUGAAAUUAUAACAUUGAACUUAAGUUGUUUAUUUCAUUGCUCGAGGCUGCGUUGUUAAAAACUGUUGGAAUUCAGCCGGUUGGCUAAGCCAGACCCAGGCUCAGACCUAGCCAAUAUGACUAUUAGUGGAGUGGACGUCCUGCAGGAAUCGCUAUGCCACGCUCCGUUUUAAAGGAGCAUAACCCCGCAUUGUCAGCCCCUAAUGCCCAAAUGUCUCCCCGCUCCAGUGUUGCUGCGUGACCCAGUCACAUGUCUAGAAUGAGCACGGAUCUAGAGCGUAUGUCGCUCAACUCCUCCUCCGCCAACUCGGUGGCCUCGAGUGCCCGCACGCUGUCAGCCAACGUCAAGAAGCUGCACAACGCGCUCAACCUGCUGCUCAACGAACUGGAGCGGGAGCAGUUCAUCCACUGUCUCAACGUGUACCACUCCAAGCGGAACGUCUACGACCUGGUUCAAACACUUAAGGUCAUCCUCAAUGCGCCCAGCAAACGCCAACUUCUGCCCAUGCUACGACAGGUCAUUCCCCGCUCAGACCAGCUUUUGUUUGACCAGCACACCUCGGAGGGCCUCUACUUGAAAUCGGAUUUGCUUGCCAGAAAUGGGAGCGCCGAAGCGUUGGGCGAAGUUCCCAGUGGGAGUCCAACUCCUCCUGGGCAUUUCUUGCCAACCCCUCCCGGAUCUCAAGUUGCCAUGCGCGGCUCUCCGGAUAGUUUCAGCACCAGCAGUGAUGGGACAGCUCCCCUCGUCCCGCUGCUCGGGAGAGGCUUUCUGCACGAGCCUCCAGGAGAGGUUCGACAAGUGACCCUGAAACGGCACAAGAGCAACGAGGGCUUGGGUUUCAGUAUCCGCGGAGGAUCGGAGCACGGGGUCGGGAUCUAUGUGUCUCUGGUGGAGCCGGGAUCCCUUGCCGAAAAGGAGGGACUAAGGAUUGGGGAUCAGAUUAUGAAAGUCAACAACACAGUGUUCGAUAAAGUCACUCAUGCUGAAGCAGUGAAGGUGUUGAAGGGCAGUAAGAAGCUGUCCCUGUGGGUGAGGUCGGUGGGGCGUAUUCCUGGGGGUUAUGUCACUAAUCAUGUGUACACCUGGGUGGACCCUCAGGGUCGCAGUGUGACCCCUCCCCCUGACCUCCCAGAGCACCGCAGUGCCACCCUGAGACGCAACGACAGCCAGCGACGCAGCAACAUGCAGCUACUGCAGGAGGGAGAUGAGAAGAAGGUGAACUUGGUAUUGGACGAUGGCCGUUCGCUGGGUCUGAUGAUCCGGGGUGGGGCAGAGUAUGCCUUGGGGAUCUACAUCACAGGAGUGGACCGGGGCUCUGCUGCAGAGUGUGGAGGACUCAAGGUCGGCGACCAGAUCCUGGAGGUGAACGGGCGCAGCUUCCUGGGCAUCCCACACGACGAGGCGGUGCGCAUGCUCAAGUCGUCGCGCCACCUGAUGAUGACGGUGAAGGAUGUGGGGCGCCUGCCGCACGCCAGGACGGUGGUGGGGGAGACCAAGUGGAUCACUAGCUCCCAGAUAGCAGAGAGCUCCGCCAGUGGCAGCGUGGCUAGCUUGUCCAUGGACCAAGGAGCCUCAUCAGGAAAGCCGGUGUUCUAUAAGGGCGUGGUGGGCUCCCAGGUGACCCUGUCCAGCCUGGUGAACCAGAGCAGAGCCAUGCUGGAGGAGCAGGCCCGCCACCUGCUGACGGAGACAGAGAGGCAGACCAUGGGCUACUACGUGGAGGAGUACCGGGACGGACACAUAGGGGUGGAGCAGCUGGUCAUGGCCCUGUUUGAACUGCUCAACACACACGCCAAGUUCUCCCUACUAUCAGAGGUGCGUGGCCUGGUGACACCCCAGGAUCUGGAGCGUUUCGAUGGGAUGGUGCUGCGCCGCGAGAUCCAGGCUUUGAAGGCCCGGCAGGGGGGUGCCAGUGCGGCCGCCCUCCACCCUGACUCCCUCUCCAUGGUUUCCUACCCAGAUACCCUGGCCUCCUCGUCAGCCAGCUACAUGACCUCCACCACCCUCAGCUCAGCACGGAAUGACAGUACGGUGGAGAGUAAUGGGGGGGAUACUCAGGAGAGUCUGGAUGGGCUGCCUGACAUAUCUCUGGAUGAGGUGCACUCCACGUCCGAAUCUCCCCCCACCUUCAAACCCCCACCCCCCCCAGGGGUGCAGAGACGCCCCAGCAGACGGGACCAGGUCAAAAAGCUUCCCUCCUCCGAAUCCUCCCAUUCCGGGCUCUACUUCACCGCCCCCUCCCGUAACCCUCCCAUUGACCAGAGGGGGGAGCAAGGACACCCCUCCUCACCCAAGGUCCCCUCCAAAAAGGAUCCCUCAGUCCCCCCUAAGAGGGACCCCUCUGCCCCUACUAAGAAGGAGAUGGCAACUGCCCAGCUCUCCAUGGUCAACAAGCACCCUAUCGGCCCCUUCCCCCGAGUCCAGUCCCCUACUAGGACCACCAAGCCUGCCGCCCCCUCUCCAUCUCCACCCCCUCCGCCACCGCUCACUGCCCCAUCCGCACCCCCUCCGCUUCCCCACAGCCAGGACAAGUCCUCCCCUGGCUCCAACAAACAGCACUUUGUCAUGGUGGAGGUCCAUAGGCCCAAUGCAGAGUCUGAUGUCAACGAGGUGCGGUCACUCCCCCAGGCACGAGGUGCCAACCUGUCCCAGCUGUCAGACAGUGGACAGACGCUGAGCGAGGACAGCGGGGUGGACAUUGGCGAGUCAGGGCGUUUCAGCAAGGAAAGCAGUCCCCGUCCCGCCCGCAUACGCCCCCCACGACAUCCCCAGGGGGCAGGAGGGGACACCCCCUCCAAACCGCCGGGUCUCUUGGAGCCCACCUCCACACUUGUGAGGGUAGCAAAGAGUGCCAGCACCCUCGGCAUCGCCAUCGAAGGGGGUGCCAACACACGCCAGCCCCUGCCACGCAUCGUCACCAUACAGAGGGGCGGUUCGGCGCAUAACUGCGGGCAGCUGCGGGUGGGUCAGGUGAUCCUGGAGGUGAACGGGGUUUCCCUGAGGGGCCGGGAGCACAGGGACGCCGCACGCCUCAUCGCAGAGGCCUUCAAGACCAACGAGAGGGACCACGUGGACUUCCUGGUCACUGAGUUCAACGUGGCGCUAUAGGAGGAAGUAGAGGAGGUAGAGAGAGAGAGACUUGUCAUGGAGAAAGAAGGGAGGAGGUAUAGGCACAGCAGAGGUAGAGAGGAGAGGGGGGGCUUUUGGGCAAAGUGGCAUAGGCCUACAUCUCCACCUUAGUAUCCUUCAGUUUAAUUCAAGCUUAAGCCCCACAACUAGACGGAUACA